AUGGCGGCCAAUACUCUCUUCCAAGAAUACCCUGCGAGAGAAUUCGGCACCAACGAUGAUGUCUUUAACUACCCUCUGGGCGACCUGGACCUUAGUCCGGAGGACUGCGACUUGAUUGCCAGGAUGAACGGGUUCGACACGGACCCGGCUUCUGGAUUCUCUUCGGAGCCUUGGUUCUCCGAUUUUGUCAACUACGAUGCCCCUGACGACCCCCUGCCGGGUGCGUUGGACAACCUGGGGGCAUUCCCCGAUGCGGGUCCCAUGGACGACAUGGGCAUGGUUCCGAACGGCGGGUUCUUCGAUCCCUCUUUCGACUGCAGCAUCAACAAUGGCCAGUUCCAAGACAUGGUGUUGUACGACCAACCUUACGACUUGACGACUACCAUUCGACAAGCGGUGGAAGCUCAAGCAGCGGUUGACACCAGCUGCUCGUCCCAAAAGGAGAAGCGCAUGGACGCAUCUAUUGCUUUUCACAUGCAGCGCCUUCAGGAGUCCCCGCUCACCGAUCCUUAUACGAGCCCCGAGUUCUCGCCCCCGUCGUCGUACAUGGCCCAAGGCAGUGCAUCUCCAACUUCAACGGGAGCAAGCCAAACGCCCGCCUCUGCUACAACAGAUGGCGUGUCAACACCCGACCAGCCAGGUGGUGUUGAGUUGGUGCUUGACUUGAACAUGAAUACAACGACGAAUCUCCCAAAGAAGCACAAGCCUCGGUCACAAUCCCAGAAAGACAACUACAUGAAGGUUCGAAAGCAUGGUGCUUGUGAGAAGCACCGAAAGCAGCACAAAAGGUGCAACUGCCUUGAGAAGAAGGCCAGCCUUGUCAACGUACACGAAGGCACGAUAAUUCAGCCACCCAAGCACGCACCAUUGCAACCAUUCGCUCCUCUGUCGAGGCAGUCAUCGCUACCAUCGAGAAGUACGCUCAGGGAUACGGCACACGAUACGCUUCUAGAUCCGGCGCACAGCCCAACACACGUCCCACGACCACGACCGUCGAUUCAACCCAUGUCCAGGAACGAUACGGACAUACAAUCACACAGCUCUACGCCAAGGUGUCCCAGAUCGGAGAUUCUCUGGUCACUACACGGUCGACCGUCGUUGGGCCAUACAGCUCAGCAUUCUGUGUCUGUUAACGAUAGGCGAGCCAAUCUUCCAACUGGACUGCAGAUCCAGCUUGCAAGCAACUCGCGUAUUGUCAAUACGGAUACGCAGCAACUUGGCAACAAUGCAAUUUCGAGACGUCCACAGUCUCGCUCGAUUCUGCAGAAUCAAGAUACUGCUCAGUCCACGUGCCAUACAUACACUAAAGGCAGUCGGACUGAACACAUCCACCAAAGACAGAACCACGAAAGAAUACAAUCGACUGGAACCAGACCUGGUAUGCUACCAGCUCGCCCUCCAGUCACUGCCAACGCAUCGGUUACGAAGAUAUUUGGAAGCAAUGCACGGAAUCGCACGCUUCCCGAGUAUGCUGGGCAGGUACAGAGAACGCUCGCAACAAAGUACUACUCACUCUGGCGAACACCAUCUGCAAUUACAUCUGGUACGCUUCCAUCUGGAAGCAAUGGAAAGAAUCGCACACCCGAAUGUGGUGAAAGAAAGGUACAGAGAACGCUGGCGUCAGCGCGCUCAUUCUCACCUGCAAUCACGACUGGGAGAGUUUUACCUGGAAGCAAUGGAAGAAUUCGCACAACUCGCGAAUAUGUUGGACAAAGAACGCUGGCAUCAGUGCAGCAGCAAGCACCUGCAAGAAGUCCACCUGGAAGCAAUGCACAGCGCAUACUUCCCGAAUAUGCUGGGCGCGUUAUACAGAGAACACUGGCUUCGGUGUAUUCACUCUGGCAAGCACCUUCUGCACUUACGUCCCUUCUUGGGUCGUCCUUUUGCAAGGCUAUGUUUGGUUGUCUCAAACAGUAUUGGUCAGCUCGGAAGAGCCUUGGGAUAUGUGGUUCAUCUGGAAUCGUUUGA
Molecule: messenger RNA, 1968 nt
Organism: Aspergillus glaucus CBS 516.65
Lineage: Eukaryota; Fungi; Ascomycota; Eurotiomycetes; Eurotiales; Aspergillaceae
Exons: 2
Coding region: 1-1968 (655 amino acids)
Source: RefSeq, a predicted model, not a curated record